This is a messenger RNA of Ambispora leptoticha, 470 nucleotides long. NCBI's taxonomy places the organism in Eukaryota, Fungi, Glomeromycota, Glomeromycetes, Archaeosporales, Ambisporaceae. The record is from the annotation of a GenBank genome assembly.
UGGUAUUUUAUGGAAUGUUCACUCGAUGAUCAAGACAGGCUAAGAUUCAAACUAUCGGAGCCGGUGGUCGUUGUAUAUAAGGACGAGAAUGUGGAAAACAUGGUUAGGAAAACUCUCGGGCAUAUUGCAUGGUUGUUGGAGGAGGUACAGAAGCCAGAUUCAGAUUCACGUGAAGAGAGGGUAAUAAAGAAGCAUAGGUCAUCGAGUAAUCUUGCAGAAAAUGCGAAAUCACAAAUUAUAUCGCAUCCAACCGUGGGAUACGCAAUUCAUGCUUUACCGUCAUCAAUAUCAACCGCAGAUUUACUGCGAGAUCGAAUACGAGGAAUAAAGCGCGUCAAAAAAAAAGCACGUUAUGCGCAUCAAGGUCCUGUAAAACUCGACAAAUCAACUCCCCAUUUUGCAGGCCCUUUAUGGGCGAGUCAAAUCCUAAAUAUUGCGACGCUCCUGAACAUUCAUUUUAUCUGGGUUGG